Paramacrobiotus metropolitanus is the source of this 360-nucleotide messenger RNA. RefSeq names its product E3 ubiquitin-protein ligase RNF115-like. The record is from RefSeq and is a predicted model, not a curated record. The coding region runs from base 1 to 360 and encodes 119 amino acids. The transcript has 2 exons. NCBI's taxonomy places the organism in Eukaryota, Metazoa, Tardigrada, Eutardigrada, Parachela, Macrobiotidae.
AUGCAAGCUUUUCGAGAGGAGCAAGUGCGACGCUUUAUCGAGGCCUUCAAAGAGCGCGCUCAGACCGCCGGAGAGGAAGAGCACGUGCAAGCCAACGGCAUCCCGUUGACAACCGCGGAAAUGCACCGGCUGACGGAACUGACGCAAGUAAAGGUCACCGAGGAAUCCGACGACAUCUGCCCCACCUGUCAGCAGACGUUUGUGGUGGACGAAAUGAAAAUUGUUCUACCUUGCUCCCAUGUCGGCCACUCGGCAUGCUUGACGACCUGGCUGACGAUGUACUCGCGCAAUUGUCCCGUGUGCCGACAGCCCGUUUCAACGGAAUAUACCUCUGAACCCGAUGCAAGCUAUUAUUUCUAA